ACCAGAAGUAAUGCACUUACGUAUUCAGCUCUAACAACAGCAUUUAAGUUAAAUUGAUUGCUACUUGCACACACGUCAUGGAAAGGAAAAUGCCUGAUAACAGUCGACUUAUGGAUACGAGCGAACACGAAUUAAGUGACAUUAUUGAGAUCAUAACACCAGAAUUGGAUGGCACUACAGCCUCUUCAAAACCCUACCUACGUGUUGUGGAACAACCCACCCGUAAGCCUAUGCGCUUUCGCUAUAAGUGUGAAGGUCGCACUGCAGGAACCAUACCCGGUGAGAACUCUUUUCAGGAAACGAAAACAUUUCCGACUGUCGAAAUUGUUGGCUACAAAGGCGAGGCAUUAAUUCUCGUGUCCUGUGUCACAAAGGAUAAGCCCUAUCGACAGCAUCCACAUCAGCUGGUAGGUAAAAAUUGUAAAAGUGGAGUCUGCACUAAGAACGUUGGCCCUGGUUUGCCUCUGCGUGCAGAAUUCAGCAACAUCGGCAUACAAUGCGUACGAAAAAAAGAAAUUUCCGAGUCAUUAGAGGAGCGGAAAAAGAAGAAAGUCGAUCCUUUCAAGACUGGAUUUGAUCAUAUAAACGAUCCGAACUCAAUCGAACUGAAUUCCUUACGUUUAUGCUUUCAAGGUUUUCUAAAGAGUGCCAAUGGUUGGGAGCCGCUCAGUCCAGUGGUGUCUGAACCCCUGUAUGACCGAAAAGCAAAAAGUGAAUUGGUAAUAAGUCGUCUUUGCAGCUGCGCUGCAACUAUCGAUGGCGGUGAUGAAAUAAUUUUGCUCUGUUCGAAAGUCAAUAAAGAUGACGUGAAAAUUCGCUUCAAAGCAAUCGAUAACAAUCAGGAAGUGUGGCAUGCAUAUGCCGAGUUCGAACCGUCCAAUGUGCACAAGCAAACAGCGAUAGCAUUUCGGACACCACGUUAUCCGCAGGCGGAUUUGCCGAAAACUGCCAAGCCAUAUAUUGAGUUGGAAUGCCCCAGCCUGGACAAAAGAAGCGACCCUUUAGAGUUCGUGUUUCAUGACCCAGAUCAUUUCAAGCGAGAAAGAAAGCGUCGGAAAAUAAGCGGGCAAAGUCUCAUAAAUCAGAUGAACAGAGAUUUGGGCUUAAACUUAAAUUAUCAAAGCAUUUCAAUGGAGAAUGCUUUCAAUUUGCCCACGAUUUCACUAACGGUACAGCAGAAUAUCAAAGAUGAACCAGGUUUUGACAUGCCAGCAAGCGCAACCGCAAUUGGCCAGCAGUUCGAUACAUAUCGAAACACCUAUCAAUUUUCACCGGCACAGAUGUCGCCAUUGUCCCCAGAAAGCAACCGCAAUGCAACGCCAUCGCCGAUCUUAUUGGGCGCCAACGGAGCUUACACGGAGCAACUGUGCACUUUGAUGCAGGUCAGUACUCUCCAGGCUGCAAACUGUCAGAUGCAUGAAUUCGUAUUUAAUGAACAAGAAAACCAUGGAUUGGGCUAUGACGCCGGCAUGAUGAAUACUUACAAUAACAACACAAAUCACGCAGCAACGAACCACAAUUUUUGUGGAACCAUACGUAAUAAUACCAGCGGUGGCUGCUUUGAGCGCAUCAACAACGCCGGCACUUGCGCUCCAACAGCGCACAAUGUCCAGAUUGCAGAGUCACAGCCACAGCUGCAGAACCUAGUUUCAGAAAAGGAACGGAUUGAAAGAAUUAAAAAGGAUCUCAUGCAAACACCAAUAACGUUAAUGCAGUCUUCUCCACAAGCAACGGUCCCUUUACAGAAUGGUUGGCAUGAGAAUGCCAAUAUCGAUUUUUUCCAAUAAAUCCCACUGAUAUUAGAGAUAAUUUCUGUUAAGGAUCAAUCAAUCUACAUUUGCUAUUCUUUAGUUUUCGAACAAAUUUUAAGAUGAUUUUUAAGUCAUUUAAAUUUUUUAAAAGCUGGUAGCUUCUGCUUUAUGGAAUAAUCUACAGCUCCUUUUUAAAAUCACACCUUUUAUGCAUUAAAAUCGUAGAAAUUAGCACAUACUUAGAUACAUAUGUAAAUGCUAAAAUAUAUACAUAAAGACACAGUA
Messenger RNA from Anastrepha obliqua, 2036 nucleotides. RefSeq names its product embryonic polarity protein dorsal-like. Gene Ontology annotation, biological process: cellular response to stress; inflammatory response; innate immune response. The record is from RefSeq and is a predicted model, not a curated record. Lineage: Eukaryota; Metazoa; Arthropoda; Insecta; Diptera; Tephritidae. The coding region runs from base 78 to 1787 and encodes 569 amino acids. Gene Ontology annotation, cellular component: cytoplasm. Gene Ontology annotation, molecular function: DNA binding; DNA-binding transcription factor activity. The transcript has 8 exons.